AUGAAGUUCGCUGGAAGCAUCGUUCUGGCUAUACUAGUAGCUCUUGCCAGCGCUCAGCCGGACCCUCAACACUACCGGCAUCUCAACGCCGAAUGUGUUAAGAAUCGUGAUUGCUGCCCGUGUGACACGGGAUCCGGGGCUUCUGUGUACUGCAUGCCGGAUUCUACCUCUUCAACGAAGUACCGUUGCCUACACUUUGGAAACCCCUGGCCUUACUGUCAGAAGAACAAGGGACAGUGCGGCGACUGGGAUCACCUGCAGUAA
Colletotrichum abscissum is the source of this 264-nucleotide messenger RNA. RefSeq lists its product as uncharacterized. The record is from RefSeq and is a predicted model, not a curated record. Lineage: Eukaryota; Fungi; Ascomycota; Sordariomycetes; Glomerellales; Glomerellaceae. The transcript has 3 exons. Bases 1 to 264 code for a protein of 87 amino acids.